Molecule: messenger RNA, 2180 nt
Organism: Cuscuta europaea
Lineage: Eukaryota; Viridiplantae; Streptophyta; Magnoliopsida; Solanales; Convolvulaceae
Source: the annotation of a GenBank genome assembly
AGUAUUAGAGAUGGUGUGAGAGAUACGAAAGUAUUUUUAUUUGUGACUGAUGGGUACUUCAAAUGUACAAGUAUGACAUAUGCACAAUAAAUUCGAAUCUCUAUUCUCCCCAAUCACCAAAAAGCUUACAAAAAGAAAAUUAAAGUGCAGCGGAGACUCUUCUUCCAAAAGCAGUGACUUCAGCUUCAAUUUCCCACAAGCUGCUCUGUUUUGAUGGAUUCGAGGUGGAAGCGAGAGAGCAGCUCCGAUGGCGGACUUCAGCUGCCGGAAAGCCCACGGCAGCCAAUGGAGUUCCUCUCCAGGUCAUGGAGCAUCUCUGCUCUACAGGUCUGCAAGGUUCUAGCUCCUCCUCCUUCCUCUGCUGCAUCUAGUUUGCCUCCCAAACCUGCCACUCUUACCGCCGCUCCAACCGGCAGCAGUCCCUUGCCGGAGAUUUCCGCCGGCGAGUAUUUGGAGCCGUCUAAGCUCAUCGGAAGCGCAUUCCCCUUUGCUUCGUCAGCUACUUCUCAGCUGGUGCUCGAACGAAUAAUGUCUCAGUCGAAGCACAAUGGGCAAGAAAUAUCGCCGCUAACAUCAGGAAGGCUGUCGCAUAGCAGUGGACCUCUGAACGGUUCCCUCACAGAAGGCACCGAUAGCCCGCCGGUCUCCCCCUCCGAUGAGUUCGAAGAUGUUGUUAAGUACUUACAAGCAAACAACAGUCUCCAACCUUUAUUCACUAAUCAUAACACGAGUAAUGGAUACGCCGGCAGCGGAGCAACCACCCCUGCCGGAGGCAGAACGGUUGGGAGGUGGUUGAAGGAGAGAAGAGAGAAGAAGAAAGAAGAGAGCAGGGCACAAAACGCUCAGCUCCACGCUUUGGUUUCCGUCGCCGGAGUGGCUGCUUCAGUUGCGGCAAUCACGGCCGGUACUGCUGCCGCUUCAUCCACAGGAAAUGAUGAGAGCGCCGCCAAGACAGACAUGGCUGUGGCCUCAGCUGCAAUGCUGGUGGCUGCGCAGUGCGUGGAGGCCGCAGAGUCCAUGGGAGCCGACCGCGAUCACCUUAUCUCCGCCAUUAGCUCUGCCGUCAACGUUCGUUCCCAUGGAGAUAUUUCAACCCUCACAGCCGCAGCGGCCACAGCUCUACGCGGAGCUGCUACUCUCAAGGCGAGAGCGUUGAAGGAAGUCUGGAGUAUUCCCACAGUCACAGCUGCGGCGGUAGAGGAUGGACAGGGAAAACUCAAUAAAGGUCCAACAUGCAACAACAACGGCUAUUGCGAGGGACUGGACAUUGAAGAAAAUUUCUUAGGUGUUUGUAACCAGGAAUUGUUAGCCCGAGGUCGGGAGCUGCUCAAGAGAACCCGGAAUGGUGAUCUACAUUGGAAAGUAGUAUCCGUUUAUAUACACCGUAGCGGAGAUGUAGUGCUAAAGAUGAAGAGUAAGCAUGUUGCUAAUACCAUCACAAAGAAGAAGAAGAAUGUAGUAUUAGAGGUAUGCAAGGAUGUGCAGGCUUGGCCAGGGAGACACUUGUUUGAGGGGGGGCAACACUUUAGAUACUUUGGGCUAAGAACACAAGUGAGGGGUUUGGUUGAAUUUGAGUGCAAAAAUCACAAGGAAUAUGAAAUGUGGACUCAAGGCGUUUCAAGGCUUCUCUCUGUUGUGGCUGAAAGGAAAAGAAGAUUGAAUUCUUAUUGAAUUAGGAAGAACAAACCAAAUGUGGUUAUAUAUGAAUGUAGAUGUUGGUAGAUGAUGAAUGCGGAGGAGCGGGCCAGCCUGAAUUUGCAUAUAUAUAUAUAGUGUCAGUAUGUAAAAUAGUGUGUGUGUUUUCUAACUUAGUGCAAAACUUUUUCGGGAAUGUGCUUUUAUUUUGAGUAUGUUUGGAACACGAAAAUGCUACGGAAAGAAAAUAGGAGUUGAGUGAAUGUAAUUUCUUUCCUUUUCGCGGGAUUUUCGGCGAUCCAAACAUAGUCUAAAGCAAUUGAGUUAUCGCGAUUGGUGAGACAAAGCAAACAUCGUGAGAUUUCCAAUGAAUUCAUUUUGUGUGCAAAUAUUGAGGAUUCUGAUUGAGAAUUCAAUGCCCGAUUGGUCGAAAUAUUUAUGUCUAUGAGACGAUUUACGGUUUUUGGUUGGAGAAAUGUAUUGACAUUGUCAUUUGUUAUGGACUUUUUAUGAAUUUCACUUUUUAUGUAUUUAUCCAUAUAAAC